AUGCCGGUCUCCAAAACCGACGAGGAGAUCAUGGCCAGCUGGUCCCCUCAAGAAUGGAAGUUCCACGAUUGGGGCGAGAAGAAUCAUGAAAAUAUUCUCAACACCCAAAGUCGUGAUGCUGAAUGGGAUGCCCUUCGCAAGCUCAUCAGACAGGCAUGGCCAGACCCUGACGACCGACGAAAAUACUUUGAAUGGGUAUACGUCUGGAACGGACGUAGGUUCGCCAGAAAUAACUAUGUCAUGAACACUGAGGACUACAUUGAGAUGAUCUCUCAAGUCAACUUUCUGGAUAUGGGCAAAGUCGACAGACUUUAUCGCAACAUCCUUGACUACCCGACGCCUUUUGUGGCCAUUGGAGAGACAAACUUUGGACGUGUGUUCAGCGGUUAUGCUUUCACGCCCAUGAACGACUUACUCGAGCCAACGUACCCUGACUCUGGUUCCGAUGUCUUAGGAAACAUGAUACUCGCCUUGAACAUUCAUGUUCCGCACUCCCCUCCUCUGUCUCCUGGAUCUUCGGUUCACUCAUUCGACACCGAGAGUGAUUCAAACUCGUCUGCAAGCACGGAGCUUUCACAGACGUUUCCGAGCCCCACUAGCAGUCAGUCGCACUCUUCUGCCUGGGUAGAUAACUCUGACAUCACCCGAGAGAACUCGCCUGACUCUGCUGCGUCCAAUGCCGAUCUCCAGACACUGUUGGGCGUACGCUUGGGCUUCAGCAAUGGCCCCUCGUCUGUGUUCAAUGCUAUCCACAGAAAAGGAGGCCACCUCAUGGCGGCAAUCCCAUCUACAACGGAAAGAAUGCACGCAAAUAUCCGCGCAACUCGCGAGUCUGGUCCCCAGGAUUUCGUCUUCGCUCAGUUAGGAAUGCUCUGGACCUUUACUGGGGACUGGAAAAAGGCUCGUCAGGGCAAUCCUAAUGACGACAAACGGGGAGAAUGGAACCCGAAUGGUUUUGCAGUGGUCGUUCGACUCAGUCCCAAAGGCGAGCCUGGUAAAGUCUACGCGCUCCGACAUCCCAACGCGGUACCUCAACUGGAGAAGAUUGAGGAUGACCUUAUUGAAAUCUGGAAGCAGGAAGGGAACAAAAAGAGCACCAACAAGCGAGGAUUCAUGCUCAAGCACUACAAACCCGGGCAUCCUCACCCGAAGAGCGAUUCUUCUUUCUGGAUUGCCAAGAUAGCCGACAGCAUCCAGGAGCUGGGAUCCUACGAGCGCGAGUUUGAGUUUAAGAUUGUCCCGUCUAACGAGCCCCAGAUCGUCAAUGCAAAGAUUUGGAUUUUCGAGCUCGAUGGACCUACACUCACGCCUGUACGUGAGCCAGAUGAGAUUGACAUCUGA
Messenger RNA from Fusarium subglutinans, 1341 nucleotides. RefSeq lists its product as uncharacterized. Lineage: Eukaryota; Fungi; Ascomycota; Sordariomycetes; Hypocreales; Nectriaceae. The transcript has a single exon. The coding region runs from base 1 to 1341 and encodes 446 amino acids. The record is from RefSeq and is a predicted model, not a curated record.